Molecule: messenger RNA, 2103 nt
Organism: Seriola aureovittata
Lineage: Eukaryota; Metazoa; Chordata; Actinopteri; Carangiformes; Carangidae
Gene: traip
Product: TRAF-interacting protein
Exons: 16
Coding region: 162-1514 (450 amino acids)
Source: RefSeq, a predicted model, not a curated record
AACAAGUUAGCGAGUUUAUUUUAGCUAGCGAGGUUACUUCCCAGAGUAUCACAUUAACUAGGUCAAAAUGAAACAUUACAGAUAUCAGGGAUGUUUCACUGUAUGACAAAGGACUGCGCAUUAACUUAACGUCUUGGUUUGGUGAUCCUUGGGACAUUAAGAUGCCUAUCCGUGCAUACUGUACAAUUUGCUCCGAUUUCUUCGAUCACUCGAAAGAUGUUGCUGCCAUCCACUGCGGACACACUUUCCACUAUGAAUGUCUUCUCCAGUGGUUUCAGACGGCCCCCACAAAAACCUGUCCACAGUGUAGGAAACAGGUCAGCACCAGACACAUUAUCUGCAAGCUGUACUUUGACAUUGGUGGAGAGGAGGAGGAGGCCACAGUAGACCCGGAAAGCUUGCAGAAUGAGCUUGAUCGAAUGAAGGUGCUUUUAAGCUCCAAAGAGCGAGACUGGCGGGACAAACAGAAAGUCGUGGACAGUUUGAGGGAGACUGUCGACAAGCAAAAGAGAGACCUGGACAGCGUGCGGAAAGAGAUUAUGGAAAAGGAGAUGCUCUGCUCUGCUCUCAGGAAACAGAUGACAUACUUGGAGACACAACAGAAUGAUGUUCAUGCUGCCAAGGAGGAGGCCCGGAGACUCAGGAUCAAAAUGAAAACUUUUGAAAGCCUGGACGUGUUGUUACAGGGUCAGAGAGCAGAGGUGGAGUCCAUGAUCACAGAUAUGGGUGUCAGUCAGGCGGCAGUGGAGCAGCUCUCCAUUUACUGCAUCUCUCUAAAAAAGGAGUAUGAUAAUCUAAAAGGAAGCCUGAAGUCUACGAAUGACAUGUGCGAGAAGCUGAAGAGAGAAGUGCUCUCCUCAAACAACAAGUUACAAAAAGCCUCAGUGGAGGUGAAUCAGACCAAAGAGGACAUGAAGUCUCUGCAGAAUGAUCUGGCCAAUGCUGACAAAGAAAUCUCUAGUCUGAAGAAGAAAGUGGAGUUCCUUCAGAAGACUCUGAGCACGCCGACACGGACAAAUGAAACCCUCAGCCGGCUCGUGUUCGAAAGCCCGGCCCCAUUGGAGCUGAAGCAGCCUCGCCUCCACCAGCCUGCAGAUAGCCAGGACAUUGACCUAAAUAUGACCUAUGACAUCACUACACCGGAUGAUGUGGCCAAGAGACCGACCCAGGUCCCAUCCAAGAAGAUGCGUGUUGACCCUCCGGCAACAUCCAUGUCCAAACACAAUGUGAAGAGUUCAUCUUUAUCCAAGGCUCAAGAUGAGGAUGGAUCCAUGGAUUCAUUUAUGAGGAACUCCCUUCUCUUCAGAAAGAAGAUUUUUGGUAGCAUGUUGGACCCUCAGAGGAAGCCUGGAGCUGUGAGAACUGGUUAUGAUGGAUUAGGAGGACGGACUAAAUUCUUCCAACCUUCUCCUUUAUCGGAGAUUCGCCCCCUGAUGAAAGCAAAAAGGAAGAAGGUGACCAGACCUCCACCCAAGAUUGCAACUCGCCUCACUCUGGACAGCUUCCUCGAGUGAAGUUCAACCUCUCCUGCCCCCAGAAGAGGAGUCAGAGGUCAGGAUGCUGCAUGUGAAGUGACAUGUUGGUGCUACUGCGGCACAGAGAACCAGCCUGGCAGCGGUUCUGCCACUCGGCACCAAACAGGACUUUUUGAUAGAACUUCAUUUAGAAGCAGUAACUGACCAAACACCUGACAACUGAUGCUGAACUUGGCGUUGGAGCUUUGGUGACAUCCACAAACCUGCUGCACAUUUUAACAUUGUGUGUGUUUUUUUUUUGUUGUUUGUGUGUGUUGAUGUGAAUUUGUAUGUGGAGACUGUGUCUCACCCAGCAUUUGCUUUGGAGCCUUUUCUUAUAGUUUUUAUGUGGGUGUCUUAUCCACUUAUUUGCAGACCCUUCAAAUGACACUGCUCUGUAUUAUGUCCUUCAUUGUCACAGAUGCAUUUAUUUUCUAUUCUUGGAAAAAUAAUCAGUUAUUUUUCGCACAUAUUUAAAACCGGUCUUCAUGAACACCAACAUGUAGAUAAGAUGUAGAUAUUUUUAGUUUUAAUGGUCCUGCCAGAUGUAAAACCAACUCAAAUAAUAAACAAUAUUUUCUUUUAUUAA